AUGGAAUCUAUUAAUUAAUACAUUUACAAUGUAACUAUCCAAAUGAAAUUGUACCUACUGCAAUUAUAUUUAUAAUACUAAGCUUAUUAUACUUUAUAAAACAAUUAUAUUUACUAAUUAGAUUGUAUACAAAAUAUUAAGUUUACAAAAUAAUUGUAAAAAUAUGUUAUUAGAUUUUAGAGUGUAAAUCCUUAAUCAGAGGAUGUUUGUUGUAUAUGUCUUUAAUUAUUAUCAUAAAAAGUUGUUUAAUUAUUAUGCAAACAUAAAUUUCAUUAAAUAUGUAUUAAAGAAUGGUUUAGAAUAAAAAGCACUUGUCCAAUUUGUAAAAGGGAAUAUGAAAUAAUAUAAUCUAAUAAUAUAAACUAUUUCUGACUUAUUUAUCAUAAUUAUAAAAAAAAUGUAAUAAAAGUAAUCUAAAAAAUCAAAAGAAGAAGAACCAAUAUUUAAUGGAUAAUUCAAGGACAAUAGUGAUGAUGAAAAUGAUGAUAAAAGAAAGAAGUAGACACUAAUUAUGAAUGUAUCAGGUAAUUUAUAAAUUUAAAAAGAGAUACAAAAUAUGAUGUUGUGAAAUUCGUUGGUAAAAAGAUAUUUAAAUGGAUAUUGUAAUAUGAACCAGAUGGAAUUAAUUGGGAUAUGUUUUGGACAGAUGCAGCAGUUUAACCAGAAACUUUAGGUAAAAUGUAACGUAAGUUUGUUAAACAAUAUUUUUAAAAGCCCAUUAAAAAAUAAAUCACUUUCCUGGAAUGUAUUCUCUUGCACGUAAAAAUCAUCUUGGCAGAAAUUUAAUGAAAAUGAGAAAACAAUUUCCAAAUGAUUUUAAAUUCUUUCCAUAAACAUGGUUAUUACCAGCUGAAUAUGGAGAUUUUAAAAAUUAAUUUGUAAAAGGAAAAGUAAGAACAUUUAUCGUUAAACCAGAAGCAAGUUGUUAAGGAAGAGGAAUAUUUCUAACUAGAAAUAUUAAUGACAUCAAUCCAACUGAUCAUUAUGUUGCAUAAAGAUAUAUGCAUAGACCUUUUUUAAUAGAUGGAUUAAAAUUUGAUUUAAGAGUUUAUGUCUUAUUAGCUGGAACUGAUCCAUUAAGAAUUUAUGUUUAUUAAGAUGGUUUAGUAAGAUUUGCUACAGAAUCAUACGUUACUCCUACUACAAACAAUUUAGAAGAUGUAUGUAUGCAUUUAACAAAUUAUGCUAUCAAUAAAGAAAAUCCAAACUUUGUUUUCAAUAAUGAUGCAACAAAAAUGGAUGUUGGACACAAAAGAUCCAUUAAAUCAGUAUUUGGUAAAUUAUAAGAUGAAGGACAUAACAUAGAAAAAUUAUGGCAAGAUAUGUAUAAAUUGUUCAUCAAAACAUUCUGCACUGUCUAACCAAUUCUAAGUCAUCAUUACAAAUCAUGUUAACCUGACAAUUAUGCAAAUAAUAUGUGUUUUGAAAUUUUAGGAUUUGAUAUUUUCAUUAAUGAUAAAUUGAGACCUUUUUUAUUAGAAGUGAAUCACACACCAAGUUUCACAACAGAUACACCAUUGGAUUCUUUAAUAAAAAAGAAUCUUAUAAGAGAUACAUUAAAAUUGAUGAAUGUAAGUAUUAGAGCCAAAGAAGAAAUAAUCUCAUCAAGGAGAGAAUAAUUAUAAUAACGAGUAUUAACAGGAAAGAAAUAAAAAUUAACAUAAGAAGAAAAGAAUGUAUUAAUUUAAUAGUGUUCUCAAUAAAGAGAUUAACAUGAAAAUAAUAAUUUAGGAGAUUAUGUUAAGAUAUAUCCAUUAGAAGAUGCUUAAGAUUAUAAUAAAUUUAUUGAAUUUGCAUCUCAAUUAUAAGAUAAUUGGACUGGAGCAAGUAAUAUUUAUAAAAUUAUGAUUAAAUAGAUAUAAGAAGAAACUAAAAAAAAGAAUAAUCUGAAACUCCAUAAUCUUAAGCUAAUAAACCUCCUACUAUUCCAGUAAAAAAACCAAAUACUCCUUAAAUGUUUCCUAAAAUUAGUGAGAGAUAAAAUAGAAUUCAAGAAUCAAUUGAGCCUUAGAAAAAUGAAGAAUUAAAAAGCAAAACUUAAUCAAGUUUAGGAAAAAUAAAAAAAGAAACUAAAAGAUAAAUAUCUGAUCCACCUUUACCAAAAUAACAUUAGAGUAUGAGAAAUGUUUAAUAAGCAAUUCAAUAAUAAUAAGGUAUUCCAUAGUAAUUACAAUAAAAAUCAUGUUUAUAACCUAAAUUAUUUGAGUUAGACAUUUUAAGUUCUCAAAACAAGUCUAAUUCUUAAAAUAAAAAAUAAAACUAAUUCAAACAAUGA
Molecule: messenger RNA, 2275 nt
Organism: Paramecium sonneborni
Lineage: Eukaryota; Ciliophora; Oligohymenophorea; Peniculida; Parameciidae
Source: the annotation of a GenBank genome assembly